GGGGGGUGGGGUGGGACGAGAUGGUGGCGGGAGCGUUCCCGCUGGCCAAGCUGCUAACGCUGGGCGCCCGGCAGCUCAGCCGCCCCCUGGCCGCUCGUAUCAAGGCCGGGGCCCGCGCCAGCCCCUUCUUCCGCACCUACAUCUGCCUCCCGCCCGCCCAGCUGUACCACUGGGUGGAGAUGCGCACCAAGAUGCGGCUGAUGGGCUUCCGUGGCGCUGCCGUGAAGCCGCUGAACGAGGAGGCGGCGGCGGAGUUGGGAGCUGAGCUGCUGGGUGAAGCCAUCGUCUUCGGCGUGGGAGGUCUCUGCGUUUACCUGGAGUACGCGCGGCAGGCGGGGCAGGCGCGAAGGCGUGAGGACGAGCAGGUGGCCACGCUGCGGGACUUGCAGGAGCGGCUGCAACGCCUCGAGGAGCAGCUCGAUGCUGUGGUGGGACGCGACGGCUCAAACCGGGCACCCGACUCAAACCGGGCCCGUGACGGCUCGAACCGGGCCCCUGGUGGUGGUGCUGGCCACGCCCCCACCGCCUCAAGCCACGCCCACAAUAGCUCCAGCAGUGGAGGCUCUGGCUGUGCCCCUGGUGGUGGUGCUGGCCACGCCCCCACCGCCUCAAGCCACGCCCACAAUAGCUCCAGCAGUGGCGGCUCUGGCUGUGCCCCUGGUGGUGGUGCUGGCCACGCCCCCACCGCCUCAAGCCACGCCCACAGUAGCUCCAGCAGUGGUGGCUCUGGCUGUGCCCCUGGUGGUUCAAGCCCCGCCCCUUCCAUCUCCAACAACGGGUAUUCAGGCCACGCCCCCUCUCACUCAGGACACGCCCCUGUUGGCUCGAGCCAUUAAAGGCACCUGCUGCGCUUCCUGCCUU
This is a messenger RNA of Cuculus canorus (common cuckoo), 861 nucleotides long. It is a transcript of the gene OPA3, whose product is annotated as outer mitochondrial membrane lipid metabolism regulator OPA3. Gene Ontology annotation, biological process: regulation of lipid metabolic process. The record is from RefSeq and is a predicted model, not a curated record. Bases 21 to 836 code for a protein of 271 amino acids. Lineage: Eukaryota; Metazoa; Chordata; Aves; Cuculiformes; Cuculidae. Gene Ontology annotation, cellular component: mitochondrion. The transcript has 2 exons.